Molecule: messenger RNA, 777 nt
Organism: Pedinophyceae sp. YPF-701
Lineage: Eukaryota; Viridiplantae; Chlorophyta; Pedinophyceae
Source: the annotation of a GenBank genome assembly
AUGAAGCGAAGGCUCGCGCGCAAGAUAUGGGACAAGCAGCUGAAGGACGGUGAGAAGCUCUCGUUGGGCGCGACGGCGCAAGCAGGAGCACAGUCGGCACACACGUCGCGCGUCGUGGAUCCGGACCCGCCGCUCACCCCCCAGUACUUCUUCUCCGACGAGUUCAAGGAGGUCAUGAGGAAGUUCCGCGCCCAGUUCCGCGAGGGCGUGCGGCACGAGGUCAACUUCAUCAUCCACGCGCGGGGCUUCCGCGGCUGGUUCACGAGGGCCUUCCUGCUCGGCACGCUCGGCACCGCCGCGUUCGUGUUCGCGCGUGUGCCUAUUGCAUACGCACGCGGCGCAGGCAUCAUCGCGCAGGACGACCCGCACCUGCCCGUGCGGGACCCGCACCGCGGCAUGGGCCGCGCGGAGAUGCUGCUGUCCGCGCCCUUCCACGAGACAUGGGUCCGCGAGAUGUGCACGCGCGGGAGGCUGUUCCUGACCCUCAUCAAACUUUGUGGACCUGACAGGGCGAUGGACGUGCGGGAGCGCGCGUGCGCGCUGCUCGAGCGGCUGCUGGAGCGCGAGGAUGCGAUGGAGAUAGCGGCGCGGCACAAGAAGGACGUCGGUCUCUUGCUCGCGCAGCGGGCGGAGGACUGCGCGGCGGACACCGAGGCGGGCCGGGCGAUUGGGGGGCGGCUGAGCGAGCUGGCGUCGCGCGUGAGUGCGCGACGGAGCGCACGGUUGCGCGAGGAGGCGGAGGCGGGCCAGCCGCAACAACGCGAAGGCAUUGCCUGA